UUCAUUCACCACUGGAGGAGCAAGAAGUUUGUUCACCGCAGAGAAGAAGGAAAAAAUUGAUCUCCUCUUGUCAAAAGAAGGAAAAAACGGUUUUAAUAUGGUGGAACAACAGUCGAUCCGUAAGUAGUGCUGAGGAAAAAUUCUGUGCGGUGUUUUUGUGUGUGCGCUAACUGUUUCUAAAACUAGCAGACAUUGUGAGCAACGAAAAAACAGUUCGAUCGGUACUCGUGGAUUAUGCCGUGCCAGCUUUUGGAGUGAUUCAAAAUCGGGGAAAAUGUCUAAAAUUUUCUCCAGCUGCAGCGAAAUUGGCAUAGCUUAUCAUCCUUAUCAUCACACUGUUUAUCAUAUUGAAUCAUCGCUAGCCGGAGUGUUAUCAGAAUGCAAUCAACAGCAGAAGCAGCGUCGGCCAACAGUCCUGGCGGAAACGAGUCGGAUCUAAGAUACGCGAGUGCUAGUGCCCUUUCACCGCCGGACUCCUCUCUGGACGAUUUAGAAGAGUACGAAGACUUGGAGGUGGGUGAAGUAGGUGAAGAGGAAGAGGAAACCGGAAUGGAUGGUUCCGAUGGCAGCGGUGCCGUUCGGAAACCACAUUUUCUAGACUACGACAAUAAGGCACCGGUCGGGCUGGAAGAUCAGGUCGUAUUUGUCGGACAGCCUCACCGCCGCAGGAGAAGCAACGGACGAACCACGGAGAGUGAAGGUGGGGAUUAUCUACCGAAGGAGGGUAUAAUUUCGCAGAGUGUUGUGAUGGAAGGGGAAGUUGGACUCGGUACCGGUAGGAAAGAUGUUGGCCGAGGCACUUGGCCUUCGGCUUCUUCCGGGAGCGGGGCUGUUGCUGCAGCUGCCGCUGCUCAGAACGGAACGGCAGGCAAUAUAUCGGACGCGAUGCGAUUCGAGUGUGUUUAUUCACUGUUUUCGAUGCUCGGUUCAACAGAUUCCCUGGAACGAUCUACUAAACUUAUGCAGUUGUCGAAGAAUCGCGAAACGUGCAGCGCCUUGCGCUGCUCAAUACCACUACUAGUCCAGAUAAUUCACAACGAUCCAAACGAAACAGCCCGCCGGAACGCCCGGCAAGCGCUGUCCAAUGUGAUCUGCUGCCACCCGGACGAUAAGGCCGGCCGUCGCGAGGUGCGAGUUCUCAAACCAAUCGAACAGCUGAUCGACUAUGCCGAUCUGCUACGCGACUACACCGCGGACGAGAGUCCGCUGGAAGUUCGAGACAUAAUCGAAGACCCAGAAAAACAUCCAAUCCAAUCGAUAACCACUCUGAUGAAAAUUAGCUUCGAUGAGGAACACCGGCAUGCUAUGUGCCACCUAGGAGCCCUUCAAACCAUAUCCACCUUGAUCCAGCUGGACCACGCCGUGCACGGUGCUAAUCCAACGGCUUCGAAGUGUGUCACUAUGCGACGCUACGCUGGAAUGAUUCUGACCAAUCUAACCUUCGGCGAUGGCAACAACAAAGCACUGCUCUGCUCCAACAAAAGCUUCAUGCGGGCUCUGGUCGCUCAAAUCCAAUCCACCAGCGAUGAGCUGGUUCAGGUGACGGCUUCUGUGCUGCGCAAUCUAUCCUGGCGAGCGGACAGUACGAUCAAGCAAACGCUAAGCGAAAUCGGCACCGUCAAGGUGCUAACCCGAGCAGCCAUGAUCUGCACAAUAGAGAACACUUUGAAGGCAAUCCUGUCGGCACUGUGGAACCUCUCCAAUCACUGUCCGCCGAAUCGGUCGGAAUUUUGCGAAGUAGAAGGAUCGCUUGAGUUUCUCAUCGAUAUGCUCAGUUACGAGGCUCCCAGCAAGACGAUGAGCGUUAUCGAGAAUGCUGGUGGAAUUCUGCGCAACAUAUCCUCCCACGUUGCCGUACGAGAGGACUAUCGGAAAAUUCUGCGAAAGAAAAACUGCUUAAAGAUUCUGCUGGAACAACUCAAGAGUCCCAGUUUGACCGUGGUUAGCAACGCCUGUGGAACUCUUGGUAAUCUUUCCGGGGAAAACUACGAAGAUCAAAGAUUUCUGCGCGAAAACGGUGCCAUCCCAAUGCUGCGUUCGUUGAUCUACAGCAAGCACAAAAUGAUCUCCAACGGUAGCAGUAUGGCACUGAAAAACCUGCUAAAACCUCCAGUGACCGUAACCGCAGCUGUCAGUCUGCCGAUUGCGAUUCAGCCGAAAUCAAUCCAACUGGCGAGUGGUGCCGCUGAUUCGAAGGAAUUGCCCAGUUUGAAUGCCCGAAAAAAGAAGGCACUGGAGCAAGAGCUUGAAGGAAAAUUUCUACCUAGUAAAGAGAAGGACAUUGGUACGGGUAGGCGAUCAGCCUCCGUACCAGAAGACGAAGGACAGGAUGUAGUAAGUCAUGAUGCAGUUCACAUUCGAUUGGUCGAGUCAGGACAGCUGCAAGAGGAAGACUCCGAACGACCGGUGAACUACAGCCUGAAGGAAGAAGAGACCGUUUACCAGGACUACCAGGAGACAGACAUUGACCAAAUCACAGACUACUCGCUGCGGUACGCAGAGAAUCAAUCGGAGGAAUCGGACGAUGAGAAGGUGGAAAAUUACCGCCAAUCGUCGAACCGAGUUAACGGUAUUCUAAUGCCGGAGGAUUCCGUCAAGUGUUACUACACCGAAGGCACACCGCAGAUUAUCUCCAGUGCCACAUCGAUGAGUGAUUUGCGGUUACAACUGAUGACGGGUGGAAUGACACCUGCGUCGGCUCCGGUUGCGUCACCAAAAGCAGAGGAAGAAGAGACACCCGCCAAAGUGGCGACGAUUGCGAUCAUCAAUGGUGAACCGGCGGGCCAGGUUACAACUGCAGUGGUUACUGCUGGGGGUGAAGGCGAUACCGGCUGUAAUACUCCCGACAGGCCGUACAAUUAUUGUGAGGAAGGUACUCCGGACUUUAGCCGGGAAGCUUCACUGAAUGCGCUGGAGCUCAACGGGGGUGAAAGGGAACGAACUCGCUCGACAAAACCUCCCGAGCUGGGUGAUCCUCCGGAUCAGAGUGUUCCCUCGACACCGGGUUGCAGUAACGGUGGCGGAGGUGGUGGCGGUACUGGCAACAAGCAGGUUUCCUUCCUAAAUACGGCCGAGGAAACGCCGCUAAUGUUCUCGCGCACAAGUUCGAUGGGAUCACUGUCCAGUGCGGAACCGGCUGUUUGUGUCGACGACAAAAGUUCCAUCAUCAGCGAGUUCAGUCGGCUGGCUUCGGGUGUAAUUUCUCCAUCGGAGCUACCCGAUUCGCCCACCCAGAGUAUGCCGCAUUCGCCAAGACGCAGUGCCGGUGAUGGUGCGAUUCUUACAACGACGACCGUUGUGGUGGCACAGAACAAGCCACUAUCGGGUGGUUUUGGUAAAUCGGAGCAACGACCGCCGACGGUUGGUCCGGUGAAAAGUGCUUUCGAGGAUAGCGUGAGUAAGUUCAAUGUGGAAAAUACGCCAGCGGCGUUUUCCUGUGCUACCAGUUUGAGUAAUCUCAGUAUGGAGGAGAAAGAGGAUCAGGAGUCGAAGUUGAUUGCCAGGCAGGUGGUCCCAGAGGGACCUCCGGUGCUGCCAGUUCCGGAUGCUUGUGCUGCUUCGGAUGGUGAUUCGGAUGACGAUGAUGAUGAUGCUGGUGGGGAUGACGAUCUGCUGUUGGAGUCCUGUAUUAGUAUGGGAAUGAACAGUAGCAGGAUGGUGAGGAGUUCGGAAUAUCAGUUGGAACAGGCACAUCGGGAAUUGCCGGAAGACUCGCUGCAGCGAUUCUGCACGGAAGAUACACCGGCACGAAUGUCCAAGGCUACCAGUAAUUGUGAUUUGAGCGUGCUUUCGAUGGGUACCGAAGAGAAUGGUCACGAGUCGGAUGAAAGUUCGAAUGGAUCUGAGCAAAACGAUCGGCUGCUUGAGGAGUGCAUUCGAAGUGGAAUGCCGAAGGCGAAAGCUAAAGCUUUGCCGCCGCCAAUGGAAUCGGUAGAGAAAGUUAACGGAGUUUCAUCGUCGGUGAUAAAGGAAAAUCCAAUCAGUAUGAUGAGAAAUCCGAUUCAUAUGGGGCCGCUCUAUGCGAACGAUGAAAUUAGUAAUUUCUACGUGGAGGAUAGUCCUUGUACCAUGUCAACGAUGUCUGCGUUGUCUGAUUUGACGGUUGCUACCGAGGCCACCGGCGGUGGAGAACAGAAAGUGGUUCGGAUUUCAACUUUAAAAGGCAAGCAAUUGGAACCUUUGCCUCAGCUGCCUCCGCCUUCGGUACCACUAGGGGAAGCGGCGCUUAACAAUGGCUCACUAAGUUCCCUCUCGGUUGAUUCGGACGAUCAUUUGGUUGAUGAAGCAAUUGCUGCCGGAAUCGAUUUCUCCACCAACAAGGCUAAACAUAGUGAUUCCGCCUUCAAACACGUACAAAACUUACUUCCACCGGGUAAUCCAAUGCAAUCGGCUGCUGUUGAUGCUAACGAUUCCUUAGAUUCCAUCGAUUCUGUGGAUUCCAACGACCCGCAGAACAAUUCCCUGCUCGAGGAGUGCAUCGAGAACGGUAUGAAAAAGCUGACCGAAAAGCACAAAGACGAUGGAUUCGAGCUGCGAGCAGGAAUGAAUUUCACCCAACUGGGAAUGCGCUCUGCAGUGGCACCUCCGGUACCAGCACCGGACGACAGCAUCCCGGACUCGGAUCGGGACUAUGAUCUUCUGAUGGAGUGCAUCAAAAGCGGAAUGCCAAAGGGACGCAACAGCCAGCUGGCGAUCGAGCUUACGCAGAACCUUCAGCGAUUGGCCAUUUCGGGGGCGGCAGCCACCAAUCCGGCGCACACAAAACACAUUUCGUCAUCGUCGUCCGGUUCAAAAAACGUGGACACUACGCCUGUGGUUACGAAGGAUGCCGGUGCCACCAACGUAAUGUCAGCAGGCGUAGUAGCAAACACAGCAGCCGGAAGCAGCAGCUUCUCCAUCAACACGUCGGCGGAGCGUCCGGGGCGGGUAUCGUCUCGGGACGUCACCGAAAUCAUCACCAGCAGCAGCACCACUCAAUCCAUCAGUAUCCCCACAGCCACCACCAUCACUACCAUCAACAGCAGCAGCAGUCCUCAGCUGGCCACCAUCAGUCGCACCACAGUCACCACAAGAAACGAACCAGUUCUUCCAUACCAACGACAGUCGCCGCAGCAGCGGCCGUCUCCAUCUCAGCCGCCUCAGCACCAGCCGCUAGUUUCUUCCACCACCACGCUGGCUCGGAGUGGAUAUGAGAGUCUGAUGGAACGCUCGAACGAGUUUCCAGCGGCAGCAUUCGCUAUCAGCUCCGAUGCAGCCACCCUAAGCGGAAUGAUGGCCUCCAGUGGGAUGCAGAUAUCGAACGAGUUUAUGGUGGAUGCGAGUGUCGCGUCCGAUUGCGGCCCACAGGACAAACAUAAGGAUCCCGAUCUGAUGUUGCAAUCCGUGGAACGACUGACGCAGGAAUUGGUUUCGACGGCGGAGUAUCUGCGAACGGUUUCUUCGGGUGGCGGUGUAAUGGUGGCCAGCAGAGAGGAAAACAACACCUGGGAUGAAGAUGCGACCUGUACGAACGAUGUGUCCUUCCCGAGUUUGAGCGUGCAGGCGCCGAAGAUUCACCACUCCACCAAUGAUGAUGAUGACGCGACCGUUAGCGAUGAGGUUGACUCCAAAGUUCUGGACGCCUUGGAGGAGCAAACUCCGAUCAACGAGAAUUCCGCACUGCCCGGCGGUGAGCCAAUAAUCGAUUUCCAACUGGGUGGAGAAGUGCAACAUCUAAUGGUCGGAGGAGGGGUGGCUCAGUACUGCGCAGCCGGAGCCGACGGGUGUUCGUUCAGUACGGUUUCAACGUUAACCAACUCCACCAUUAUUGCGAUGGAAGCCACCAAGGUGGCGAAUCAGCUGCAGAAUUUGGCCAUCGUCGAGAGUGCUGAUGUGGAUUUGAGCAAAAUCAAUCCUCCGUUUUUCGGCUCAGACAGUAUCCUGAUUUCGGACUGCUCCGAUUUAGAGCUAACCUUCCGGAAUGAGUCGAAAGAGCGAAAGAUUUCACUACCAAGCGGAUUGGUUGCUAGACGAGCUUUGGGACACACCUUCAACGAUAGUUUGAACUCGCUGCACAACCUGGACAGUAUCGGGCCCCCAUCGUUGAUGGAUGAACUGAUGGAUUCGAUGAUUAGUGUUGCUAGCAUUACAUCCGAAGUCGUAGACGUGGAUAGUGGUCAUGCAGGGACGGUGUCUGCAGCGUCGGAUCAAAAUUUUUCCUCUGGAAACUCGAGUUUAACGUGGAACAGCAGUCUGGAGAAUUUGAUCAAAUUUUCCCCCACGGUGAAUGCCGGACUAGGUGUGACUCCCGCAGGCAAAAGCACACCGAUGAGCCCGAAGCGGGCUGAACGCCGACAGGCGAUGAAGGAUCGCUAUAAAACUUACACCAUCCCCAAUGGAAAGUUGGUUGAUUUGAAUCAGGCUGCGGAUGAUGCGAUUGCUGCUGACGUGAAGACACCAACGCCAAGUGCACCGUCAACACCUUCCCCGAAAAAGUCCUCAAAAGAACGUCGCCAGGAGAACAAAUCCCGUUACGAAACCCAGGUCAUCAACGCUAGCAUCCUCCCGUUGCUGAACGGCCACGAGCGUCCGCGUACUCCACUGUCAAGCAUUAUUGCAACGCCAGCCGUAUUUUCUCCAAUAACUCUUCACUCGCCGGCACCGAUGUCACUGGAACGUGUCGUCACUCCCGAGCCUAUCCACGCGCUGGACGACGAUGAUGAACCAUUAACCUAUACCAUUCAGGAAUGCCGCCGAAGAGCUUCGCUCGAGCAGAAGCUGCCCACCAUUCCUCCUGCCGAGGAGCCAGUCCCAAGCACUCAAAACAAAACUCCACUUGCCAGCCCAAGUAAGGUUCCAACUGCUACGAAAGUAGUCAGCAAAAUCAAUCCCUCUCCGGCGGUGGAUGCCUCCAAGGUGGUUCGCGGCACAAAAAAACCCGCAUAUGUGUCACCCUAUCGGAGACAAGUUGUUUCCGCGCCCGCAAAUCCAACGAGAAAUUCAAUUGCAAAAAAGGAACCUCCGGUUGUUGUUCAGACAACUCCCAAGCUAAGAAGUCAGACUUCGCUCAUUGAAUCUAGGAGUCGCCCGCAGCCUCUGAAAGCUCGAACCAGCGUAGGGUCCAAACGAAAUUCGCUUGAACUGAAUGGCAGCGGUGCUGUACGUGACCGGCAGUGGUCUUGUGGUGCCUUCCAAGGCAGCUCCAAAGCGAAGCAGCUCACACCGAGCUCGGUUGAACCUCAUCUAAUCCGACAGGGUACUUUCACCCAGGACGAGCCAACGAAUCCGGAAGUGCCAAUAGUAACAUCCGCUCCUUCCACACCGGCAAAAUCACUCCGUCGGCCGGGAUCGAUGAUCCCUAGUUCGGCUUCCUCGUCCCGUCUGACCGCGAUGGCCGGUGGCAAAACGUCGCGCAUUAGUUUGCACAAAAGCGUCAGUAUGGAUGCUAGUAAAACGGUCCCUGGCACACCAACCGGAACCGCGACUCCGACGAGCGAAGAAAGUACCCCGCUCAGUUCUCGCUUCCGACUGUCGUCGGCUCGAACAUCGUUGGUCGACUACAAGAAACCGAAUACCGGUGGUGGCCGGUUGAGCACUCCGAUUAGUUCCAACUCGUCGCAAGAGCAAAUCGGCACACCGAACGCGGGUGCGGUCAGUCCCGGUUCACUGAUACCAAUGCGACGGAAGAGUGGUCUCGUAAUGCCGAAGCGCACCAAUUUGACGAUGAAGUCCAACCCGGACGUGCUGAAGGGAAAGCUGGAUGGAGUGCGGAAUGCGUUUGUCCGGACGGCCGCAUCGGCCGUGAAGACGGGAACCCGAUGAGAAGGGCGAUUUUAAGAUUUCUUGCGGAUGUUUGUGCAAUUUGAAUCCUGAACAACUCUGACCGUGAAGGUUUAAUCCAACGACGAAUUGAAAACGGACCAGUCUUUUUGCACCCGGAAAGGUUCCUUUGAGAAGAGAGAGAGAAAAAAAAAAUGAAACAAAAGAGAUUUCCUCCUUUAGAUUUAAACUUACUCGCACACUUUGAAGACUCAGACGAAGAUGAACGAACGGAACACAACAUUUUAGGAUUUCCUCUUUGGAAAAGCAAACGCUUGAUAAAACAACAGUAAACAAUAUCAAACAGAACAAAUCGAAACAAACUAUUCUAGUCCCAAAACGUUCAUCGAUUGUAACAGAGGAAGAUUGCAGAGAAAAAAAGUAACGACAACCGAGACCAAGAUGUCGAGGCGUUUAGUAAAGUAAGUUUUGUGAUGAAUAAAAUUGUAGCGAUAGAAGCGAAGGAGACAAUUGUAUCAACUUUAAACUGAAAGCCACCGCUGUAUGUGUGGAAUGUAGGCUUUGUAGAUUUGUUCGCUGCGCUAGGUCUCUGCGAACUUUCGCUAUCAUUACUAUUAUACCUACUAUUAUUACCGCUUACCUAUACACUUAAUAGAUAUUGGAUAGAUAGUAGUAACUUUUCUGCAUUUAUAUACGCACCAAUUGAUGCUUAAUAUGUCUCGCGCGAUAGAUUUACCGGCCAGUGCAGGGUCGAGAGCCAAUACAGAGUUGAGAUAUUUUUUAGGGUUUUGAACAGUUAUUGUUUUUUUACGAGCAGAAGAAACCCGCUCAUCCUAAUUUUAAUUUGAUAUGAGUUUUUACUUUCAAUUUUAAAUAUUGUCACCGGUUUUUAGUUUGUGUUUGGAUAAUCAUAUCAAAUUUUAAACAACUUAUGCUCUACUCUCGAACCGGAUAAGCAGAAGUAAACUGUUAUUGGAAAACAUUUGUGCUAUAUAUAAAACAUUCGAGUAUUAUAACACAGUUCUUUGCAAAAGUAGAGUAGGUUUUGCGCUUAUCUGUAGCGAAAUUUUCGGCGGAAAAAAAUGCUGUUGUCAGAAAUUAUUUAAAAAUCCCAUACCGGCUAAGAAAUAAAAUUAUAUUAACCAUUA
Messenger RNA from Wyeomyia smithii (pitcher-plant mosquito), 8906 nucleotides. Its product is annotated as adenomatous polyposis coli protein-like. Gene Ontology annotation, cellular component: catenin complex; beta-catenin destruction complex; cytoplasmic microtubule. Lineage: Eukaryota; Metazoa; Arthropoda; Insecta; Diptera; Culicidae. The transcript has 7 exons. Gene Ontology annotation, molecular function: gamma-catenin binding; beta-catenin binding; microtubule binding. The record is from RefSeq and is a predicted model, not a curated record. Gene Ontology annotation, biological process: positive regulation of protein catabolic process; cell fate specification; Wnt signaling pathway. The coding region runs from base 379 to 7800 and encodes 2473 amino acids.